AACACCUCCGGGUAAUCAAUUAGAGCUGGAGGAUCUUAAUAGCAAAGGCAAAGCUGUCACAGUUGCACGUGAACGGCUGCUCCCUUUGUCUGAUGCAAAAGAAGAAUUUCAGAGCAGAAAAAAAGUCACCUUUGAAUGACACCAGGUCUGGAGGGAAAUUGAGGCGCAGGACGCACGCGCACCACUUACUGGAGGUUACAGCGGGAGUCACGACGCUGUUUUUCUAGAGCAGGAGGUUCAUGGCAUAUUUUCCAGCCAGGUGAGAGGAGGGCAAAAGAAGCGGUACGGUCAAGGGGACCCAGCGGGGAGGGGUAGCGGGAGAGCAGUGCAAAGCCAAGUGAAGGGCCUGGCAUGCAACGAGCUCGGCAGGUCUCCGUUCAACCCCCUGUGCAGCCCUUCCCAUCCCACACAGCCGGGGCUGGACUGGGCCAGGCGGAGGCGGCUGCCUCGGGCGCUGGCCUCCUCCACCCAGGCCUGCCCAGGCUGCAAGGCUUGCUCCGCCCCCCGCGCCCGAGUGCAUCCGGAAGCUGCCGAGCGCCGGCUGCGCCGCCCGGAGCCGCCUGAGCCAGAGGGGGCGGAAACACCCGAGAAGCCCCGAAGCGGGCGCGACGCCGGAAAGGCCCGAGCGUCUCUGAAGCUACUCGGGAGCGAGUCCGGCCGGACCUCGCGCGGCGGCUUCCGCGAGCGGCCGCCUCGGACAUGGCGUCGUUCAUAGCUCAUCCUUCAGUACGUAUCAAAGGGACGGAACACAACUACAAUCCAGUCCUGUGCCAAGAUGACCAGUGUGCUGCCAGUGUCAAAGGGAGGCACACGCACUGCCCAUUCUGCAGCAUUUCUGAGGCUUAUCAGGAUCCGUUCAUUCUCCGGGCUCACUACCGGGUCAAACACGUGGACAAGGGCCUCGACUUUGCAGGGUUGAAGAUCCUGCGCUGCUGCAACCAUUGCGAGAUCGUAGGCACGAUCAAAGGGGAGAAGAAGUUCAAAGGGGCACACUGGCACUGCUAUCGCUGUCGCAAUGGCUUCAAUCGGCGAGAUGAGGCAGUGAAGCACUACAAGACCCACUUCCGGAACCCCCACACCACCUUCCAGAUCCAGAUUGCACAGGACGUCAACAGCCGCCAGUAUUAUGAGCGCAGUGCCGAAGCCAAUCAUAAGGCCUAUGGUGGCCUCAGUGUCUCCACCGGAGCCAAUGUUGAUGUGAUGUCCAUAGGUGCAUUGCUGGCCCAAAAUGUCCUUGCAUCAAGAUCGCCUGCUGCUGCCUCUGAUAAGGGGACAGAGAGCCUGCUGGGAAGCCCUGCCAAGGACAGUAGUUUCAACAGUGGGAUGGCACUAGGAGCAGAGGAGACUGUCGGGCUCAGCACGUCCUCCUCAUCCAUACCUGCCCACCAGACACUAGUGUUGAUGGACCCUGAUGGAGACGGUAGCAGUAUUAUCUUUGAAGAUGGACCCAAUUCCGUGUCUAGGCAGUCUGGUGAGAGUCUGGAUCAGAACCUGCUAGAGAAACAACUCAUUGAACUGCACCAGCAGAACCAGCAGCUGCUGGAGGAGAAGAAGGAGAUGGAAUGCAGGCUCCGGGCAGAAAUCCUGCAGCUGAAGGAACAUAUCGCCAGCAUCAUCCAAGCUAACAUCCGUAUGGCAGAGGAGCUGAAACGGUACCAGGCCUCGGAUGACUUGGAAAAGAAAGUCAGCAAAAUGGUUGAGCAGAUGGAGUGGCAGCACCGGGAGCUGCUGCAGAUGCAUGUAGCAGCCCUGAGGAAGGAGUUUGUGCAAAGAAACAGUCGGCCGAUGAAUGGCAAGUCCAGCCCUCCUGCCAGUGCUGCCUUGGAAUCUAAGGAACAUGCCAUGACCUCCAGUGCCCACAGUCUGCUGGCCAAUGCUGCCCUUUCCUCCCCAAACAGCACCUUGUCCAGCGGCCUGGCAGCUCCCCAGGACACAUUGGCACCCACACAGUUAGACAUCAGUGCUGGGGAUGUCCUGUCCUUCAUUGACCCGCCAGAGAGCUUACCCAACUCUGGAGACAGCCAGCUGGAUAGGCUGGAGACGGUUGAGGUGCACCUGGACACAGAACACCCAAUAUCAAGCCUGGAAGCUGGCUCCCCACCAGCUCAUGUCCACCUCCUCCCUGUGAGCGAAAUGAAUGAGCCAGUGGGUCUUCUGCCUUCAGCAAGAGGAGAGAAGAGGCUAGCACAGCACACGCUGGCAAGGGAAAGCAAAGCCAAAGUGCAGCGGACAGUGUGAUCCCAAAAAGAAACCUAUAUGCUCAAGCCCCAACAAACCCUUCUCUUCUUAACCCAACAGCCAAAAUGGAUCUGCCAGUUCCUACUUUUGUACUUAGUGCUUCAGAUUUAUAGUUAUCAAUGGUGCUGUUGGUUAUUAAA
Molecule: messenger RNA, 2378 nt
Organism: Alligator sinensis (Chinese alligator)
Lineage: Eukaryota; Metazoa; Chordata; Crocodylia; Alligatoridae
Exons: 8
Coding region: 700-2238 (512 amino acids)
Source: RefSeq, a predicted model, not a curated record